Molecule: messenger RNA, 701 nt
Organism: Cuscuta epithymum
Lineage: Eukaryota; Viridiplantae; Streptophyta; Magnoliopsida; Solanales; Convolvulaceae
Source: the annotation of a GenBank genome assembly
AGACUAUCCAAUAUCAAUGUUGAUUGAAUUCCUAUUCACAAAGAUGCAAGAAUGGUUUCUUGCAAGGAGGGAAUUAGCUACUUCUAGUAAAUCAAGAUUAUCUGAUGUAUGUGAAGAGGUGCUGGUAAACCUUAUGAUGGAUUCUACUGGGAUGAUUGUAAGACCAAGUACAGCGUAUCUUUUUGAAGUGAUUGACAAAUCAUGUAGACCAUAUGUGGUUGAUCUUGAAGCAAAGACAUGCACUUGUAGGGAGUUUGAGUUAGAGGACUUUGUAUGUGUACACGCUGUUGCAGCAAUAGGGAAAAGAACAGGGAUAUCUUGUUAUGACUACAUCUCCAAGUACUAUCAUAGAAGUGCAUGGUUUGAAGCAUAUAAAGGUGUGAUUUAUCCUUUAGGUGAUUACACUGCUGAAGAUAUUCCUGAAGAAUACGAAAAUUGGGUAGUCAAUCCACCCGUUUCAGAGAAGCGAACAUCAGGAAGGCCAAAAAAUAAGCGAAUUCCUUCUAUUGGCGAGUUUGUGUCACGACAGACGUGUGGGCGGUGCAAACAACAUGGACAUAAUCAAAAAACGUGCAAUAAUCCAAUACCACGACUUCCGAGAUAGAUUCAAAAUAGAGUUCUUUGCUUAAGAGUGUGUUCUUGGCAGAUUUUUUUUGUGUACAUUGUUGAUUAUUGUAAACAAUUUAUCAUUGCACGCCUGG